Messenger RNA from Porites lobata, 4450 nucleotides. The record is from the annotation of a GenBank genome assembly. Lineage: Eukaryota; Metazoa; Cnidaria; Anthozoa; Scleractinia; Poritidae.
AUACGCAAAAAUACGGACUGUUUUGCAGUCUACGCGGAAGUAGCUUUACCUCAAAAGAAAAACCAAGGAAAGAAAGAAGGAGGUCAAAAAGAGCAACAGCAUUUAUAAAUGGGCCUGUGCGUCUCUGGAGAAAGGGCUGAUUUUGAAGGUGUAGUGCGUUACAACGGACAAACAUUUCUUGGUGUCAGACACGGAGAAGGAACGUAUCUCUAUCAAAAUGGCGACAUAUACGAAGGACAAUGGAAAUGGAACCACAAACACGGGCAUGGUGUUUUGACGCUUAAAAACGGAGAAGAGUGAGUUUAUUUCACGUUUAUUACUUUUUGAUCGAUUACUAGUUUGUCAAUGAAUAAAUAAAUAUAACUUUAACGGCUGUCACAAUUACUGGUAAACCCAGAAGUUUUGGCUCCGGCCGCACUUGGGGACUUUACUGAGUUAUUUCCAAGUAACUAAUUAAAGUCAACUCGUUUAAAAAAACUGUGAGGGCGGCCGGGUUUUCUACAGUCUUAACCGAGUUCUAACCGGGUUAUGCAAAUCAAGGCAGAACAAUAGAUUUUCUUAACCAGGUUUGUUUUUUUUAAAACACCUCGCGAGGUAGUUUAACGUAGGUUUUUAAACCUUCAUCUCCACCUACGCGUGAGAAUGAUCCAAGUUUUGGCUUUACCAUACACGUAAGCACAGUUUCGAAAUUGCUUCUUUCGCUCGAAGUUCAGUAUUUCUUUCUUAGUAACACAAAUGAGUUAAGACUUUUAAGAAGUCGACCCCUUUUUCUCGGUAAUACGGGGUCAAAUUUUGUCAGUCACUCUUAAGCGAGUGUUACGAGUGACUCUAGCGAGCGGAAGAAGAAAUAAAAAACCGCGCGACAUUGAAUGACUUUGUGAAAUUCUAAAUUGAGUCCAGCCACUAAUAUAAAUUAACCUGGUUAAACUCUUUUAACCAGGUUACGUUCUAAAGAAUUUUUUACCAGGUUUUUCAAAAACUAACCCGGUUAAAGGAACAGUGUCACGACUGUGCGCACGCGCGAGCGUCAUCUGUUUUUUCUUCAAAGACAAUAGAACUGUCAUAUUGACUCGACAAGAUUCUCAAGUAAUAUUUUAAACUUUCGAAGAAGUGUUUCGUCUUAUUAACAAUCUGGCUCGCGGCACGAAGACUAGCCUGUGUAGCAAGCGUUUCCGUUUGGUUUCGGAGCUAAACGAGACCGUGGAAGGGGAUUUUCGGUUUUGAUCGCGCGAGAAAUUAAACGAGAACCAAAAAAUGAAAGAGGGGGAGGAGAGGGGAAGAAAGGAAACCUUUCUUUCCUUCUUUCUUUCCUUUUUUCUUUCCGUCCUUUCUUCGCCACCCCCUCCCCUGUCCUUUACUUGACUCAGGGGUCCUCUUUGCUUACUUUGAUUACCUGCUAGAAUCAGUUGGGUUCAAAACUUGCAAAUUGGGAGGAUCUCACGGCUCUAAAACAACAUCUAGUAAACCGGCCGUUUUCUCCUCGUUUGUUCUGUUUGUUCUUGUUUUGUUUCGUUUAUAUAUAUAUAUAUUUUUCUGGGGACUCAACACCUAUUCGACUACUUGUGGAAUUAGCUACCACUUUGAAAUAUAAGUAGCCAAGUGGAUCCUACCAAAAAAGAGUUCAUUUCAUGCCCUGGCCAACGAUGAUUCAGUUAUUCUGAAUUGAUUGAUGUUAAACGCAACUUCGAAUGUUUCUUUACUUUACUUUACUCUUUAAUUCACUUUCAUUGACAAUUGAUCUAAAAAAUAGUAUCGCUCAGUGCAAUUCUAUUUUGCCACCAUAAUUCAAAUUUCAGAGUCUUUACAUAGGUAGGUUAUUUUUAAACAUGAUUUAUAAUUCCUUUUAAAACGGUGGAAACAUUCACUAGAAUUAACUUUUGGAAGGUGGUAUUAAGUCGAAUCCCGUAUUUUCGAGGAGUUAAAAGACAUUUAAAGUUGAGCAGGGAACUAACACCGGUAUAGUCGAAAGCCUUUACGCGCUAUAGUUUUUAACACACAAACUUUAUUUCAGGACUUUUACAACUAGUGAUCAAGGAAAAAAGCGAACCGAAGCGAUGUGAAGUAUAGCGGUACUGAAAAAUAACAAUUAAACAAACACAAAGUCAAGAUAAAACAACCUAAACACUGAAAGAAAGCAAUAAGGCAAACUAGAAAUGCGAAUGCAACAAACGAGAUCCUUACAAGACGAUAGCGGGAUAAGGACGAAAUACUAGGACGAGCAAAGAUCCAAACAUUAAACUGUAAACUGGACCAAGCGCAACUAACGAAGAACUGACGCGAAAAUUAUGAUGAAGCUAAAUAUACGAUAUGCAGAAAAACCCUAACACGAAGGCCAAAGCUACGCGGACAAUGAAAAACUAAUGACCAAAAAACAACACUAAAGGCGCGAACACGAAAAUAACUAAAAACGCGGCGAACAUAAAAAUACUAUAAAGGUAACGGAAAACAUUCCUCGCGCUUACACUCGGGAGUAAUAAGUGAGCAAACCGUUUGUAAACCUUGGUAAUUCAAUCGAGUACUUGGUUACCAAGAGCCAUGGGACCCAACAAGGUUCUAUUAUUUGGAUUUACCUGACAGAGCUAUUUCUAAAAAGAAAUGAAAAUUAAUAAUUUUGGCAAUAAGAAAGAAAAUCUGUAGCUUACCUUCCUCUGCUGGUAGCCUGAGAUCAGGCCCAAUUUCAGUGGUUCCCAUACAUUCUCUUUAACGGCUACCGCCUUGCCUGCCGGAAUUAUGCUAUUUUCAAAGCGAAUCGUACACUGUUCACAGUCUCCUAUUUUUUCGUGAGAUGAUCGUCGAGAUAUAGCGCGCGUUACCGUUAAGGCGGCCAUCUUGUUUUCAAAUGUACCGAGGGGGCGGGCGUCAGGGAUCAUGAUUGCUUUAGGGGGAGGGGGGCGCUUCCUCCCAAACCGCCUCCGUCCCCUGAGUAGUUUUGACACUCAUGCAAGAUGGCCCCCGAUCUGGACCAUCUUACGGAAAAAUAGAGGACUGUGAACAGUCAAGAGCCAUUAUAGGUCCUAUUAAGGCUCUUGGAACAGUCUACUCGCACCUUCAGUCACGUGCGUGGUCAUUUUUCGUGUCUCGCGCUUUUCGCUCAACGGACUGAGAAGAAAAACGAGAGACUGCUUGUAGUCUAUCGAUGUUGUAACAAAAAGUGCCAGUAGUUUGAUUAUGUCAGUAAUGGGUUCUCUCUAAUAACUUGCAUAAUCUAAAGAGUAAAACGGGUCUUCCAUAUUUUUUCUUUCACUUACACAGAAAACGAGGUUUCUUCUAUCGUAGUGAAUAUAUAGGAACAGAACCCGGCAACUUAUUCGCCGCUACAACGUGUUGUUGUUUGGGAGAGGUCUCGUCCGCUCAACCGCUCAAGAAUGAGGAGGGGGAGACAAGGUAUGACCAUCCAUUCUAUUCUAAAUUCACUUUUUCAUCCACCUUUUCUUCCGACAGUCCAUUCAUUCGUUUGUUCGUUCAAUCGUCCAGUCGUUUUAAUAACUGAUUAAGUAAAUCAGUGAGUAAAUAAGCCGAGUGAGUGCGUGAAUGUUUAAAUGAUUCAUUCAUUCAUUCAUCCAUCCAUCCAUCCAUCCAUCCAUUCAUCCAUCCAUCCAUCCAUCCAUCCAUCCAUCCAUCCAUCCAUCCAUCCAUCCAUCCAUCCAUCCAUCCAUCCAUCCAUCCAUCCAUCCAUCCAUCCAUCCAUUCAUUCAUUCAUUCAUUCAUUCAUUCAUUCAUUCAUUCAUUCAUUCCUUCCUUCCUUCCUUCCUUCCUUCUUUCCUUCCAUUUUUUCCCUCACUUUUUGAUGCAGCGGACUUCUUUGUUCUUUAGACUCUUGCCUCUAUAUACGGAUCGGUUGUAAAUGAUUCUUCCCGAUUUGGCCUGGCACGAAAAAUAGAGUUUGCGCUGUCCAUGUCCGUGGUUAGAGCAGAAGGGAUGGGGGGUGGUGGACGUUAAGGAGAUGGGGGUGAUAGGGCAAGAAAUCAGUCACGUCUCAGGAACCGGCAAAAAAUGAAGAAACGAAGCACCAUCUUCUUUAGCUUCUUGUGAUUUUCUUCCGCAUGAAUGUUUCUUCGCACUAAUCGGCUCCUGAUGUGAGACAUUGGUGUAAUUAAUAUGCUAUUAACCCCUAAUGAUGGAAUUAGGGCCGGUCGAUUCCGCUAAAACGUUUUAAAAAUUAAGUCGUUAUUUUACCAGAUCUAUUAACAAUUACUUUGCUUUUUAGCAAUCAGGAAAGACAUGGGCCUGCGAGACAAAGAGCGGAAGAAAACAGAAGGAGACGGGAGGGAAGAAAGCAACGUAGAGAUGAAUUCCGCAGGAAUAUCCUCCAGAGAGGCGAAGAAGAAUCGGUCGUCUGAAAUGAGCGAUUGUGCAAUGUAAAACAAAAGACGUAGAAACGCGUAGGAGAAUAAAGAAGUUUCACAGCGACAGUUCGCAGAGUGCUGCUCACUAGUUUGCUUUAAAAAUU